AGCAGACGUGGCUUUUUCGCUGUCCGCCGUCCGGUGCAGCGUGGCCGGCUCCAAAAAAGUUUGCGUCUGCAGCUGCGUGAUCGAUCUCGCGUCGCUCACUUUUCAAAGAGGAGCACGAUGAGGUGCCUCGCGGUUCUGAUCGCUGUCACCGUCUGCGCGCAACCCGCGCUGAGCGGCGAAGAGGAGCUCAAAGUCGAAGUUGUAAAAAGUUCCGAGAGCUGCAGCCGCAAGAGCAAAAAGGGAGACAUCCUGUCGAUGCACUACACCGGCACUCUACUAGACGGCAAGGAGUUUGACUCCAGCCGGCAACGGGGCGAGCCGUUCCGCUUCCAGAUCGGCUUGGGCCAGGUGAUCAAGGGCUGGGACCAGGGCUUGCUCGACAUGUGCGUGGGCGACAAGCGCAAGCUGACCGUGCCCCCGUCGCUGGGCUACGGCGAGGCGGGCGCCGGAGACCGCAUACCGCCUGGCUCGACGCUCGUCUUCGAGACCGAGCUCACCAAGAUCGAGGACGGACCGCCGCCCGUCAACGUCUUCAAGCAGAUCGACAGCGAUCAAGACGAGCAUCUGACGCGUGAAGAGAUCAGCAAAUACCUGAAAGAGCAGCUCCCAGCCGCACAGGCUGCUGGACUCAAGGACCUGCCAGACACGGACAAGAUGGUCGAGGAGAUCUUCCAGCACGAGGACAAGGAUCGCGACGGCGUCAUCUCCAAAGAGGAGUUUAGCGGCCCCAAACACGAUGAGCUCUAAUCGUGUCUUUCUUGCAACAACCCAUCUUGACUUUGUGCGAUCACGCGACACGACAAGAGCAUGCAGUGACCAUUUCCGGGGUGCCCAUUUGUCACACUGCACUUGCACUUCAAAUAGGGCGUUAAAUGUUAAACUUCUUGCUAAGGUUCACUAGUGCCUCACUCACCACUCUACACGCCAACCAAAAACACAUCUUCGAGGGAAAAGAAGAAGGGAACAAAUCAUGUGGCAGCUACAGCCGCAACCAUUGCUCAGUUUUGUACUCAUGUGAGAAAAAAAAAAAAAAAACA
Molecule: messenger RNA, 1037 nt
Organism: Dermacentor albipictus
Lineage: Eukaryota; Metazoa; Arthropoda; Arachnida; Ixodida; Ixodidae
Gene: Fkbp14
Product: peptidyl-prolyl cis-trans isomerase Fkb14
Molecular function (GO): peptidyl-prolyl cis-trans isomerase activity; calcium ion binding
Source: RefSeq, a predicted model, not a curated record